AUGAAACACAGCAAUGCGACAAACCAAGUGGGCAACAAAGAACCGAAUAACGACAACCCGUAUGAGCCCCCCUACAAUCACAAGGACAUCUCUUCCGCAGCUGAAGAGCUACAUGAGAGAAAUAGCACUACAAAUGAAAAUGUGCUAGAUGGCAACUUCGGUGAGUACCCCCCCCAUUACGAUGGUGGCCCAAAUGAUGACACCAGCAAGUUGAACUCUCCCCAUAGGCAUCCCCAGGGGAGCAACGACCAGAAUAUCGGAAUCAACGCGAACAGUGAAAAUAUCAGUAACGCCGCAGCGGAAGGGAGGAAUCGAUCUGACAGUCUAAACAGUACAGGCACCCCAACUGGCGCUGCGAUCAAUCAAAUGAACAAUUCCAUGUACACCCCCAACAUGCCCUACAUGCAAAAUAACAAAAUGAUGAUGAAUGGUGGGAAAAAUAUGCACGGGAAAUUCCCAAUGAAUAUGAACCCACCCAUGAGCGCCUUCCAAAACAGUCAUGAUAUUAUGACGAAUCCGUUACGCAUGCCUAUGUUUCCAGGGCAACCAAACCCUAUGCUAUUUAAUAACCCCAUGCACUACAUGAACAGUAAAGCCUAUUUGAAGCACCUGAAAUAUAAUAAAGUCAUUACAGCCGACCCGAGCAUACCUCCCAAUGAAACCUUGUACGUAAAAAACUUAAACGAUAGAAUUAAAAUAGACGAAAUGAAAAAAAGUUUAAAAGAUUUAUUUAAGCAGUAUGGUGUAAUCGAAGACCUGGUAGUAAUGAAGUCAUUCUGGAGAAAAGGGCAAGCAUGGGUUGUGUAUGAUACAGUUGAAAGCUCAACCAAAGCGCUAAAUGCACUACAAGGAUUUGUACUUUUCGGAAAAAUCAUGCAAAUAAACUAUUCGCAUAACAAAAGUGAUGUACAUUCAAAGAGAGAUGGUACCUUUGUAGAAAGGUCCAAGGAACCGAAGAAACCAAAACAGAUCCUGGAGAGAGAACGGAAGCAGAAAGAAAUCUUCGAAAUGAUGCAGAGAAAUUUUAUAGAAAUGCAAAUGAAUAAUUUCCGAAUUAUGCAAAAUAACGAAUUAGAAAAAAGAAAAAAAAUUGACUUAAGUCAAAUGGAUACACAAGAUUUAAUUGCUAAGGCUCAGGCAAAGGCAUACGAGGAAAAGAACAAAAAAAAAAAUGAAGACUUCACAAAAAAUAACAACACUAUGUACCAGCAACCUUCUCCUUACUACCCAAUGAAUGCAUUUGCCCCCAUGCAAAAUAACAUCGUUGUGGCGUGCAAAAUUCUGUUUGUCGAAAAUGUCGUGGAGAAUGUGAACACAGAAGAAUUUAAUGAUUUGUUUAAAAAGUUUUCCGGCUUCAUUGAGGCCAGAAUUAUUCCCCAGAGGAAUGUCGCCUUCGUGGAUUACUCCGAUGAGGCCGCAGCAACGAAUGCGAUGAAAGCUUUACAAAAUUAUGAGCUCCAGGGAUCGAAGCUAAAAAUAUCCUACGCCAAGAGAUAA
Messenger RNA from Plasmodium knowlesi strain H, 1497 nucleotides. Its product is annotated as U1 small nuclear ribonucleoprotein A, putative. NCBI's taxonomy places the organism in Eukaryota, Apicomplexa, Aconoidasida, Haemosporida, Plasmodiidae. Gene Ontology annotation, cellular component: U1 snRNP. The coding region runs from base 1 to 1497 and encodes 498 amino acids. Gene Ontology annotation, biological process: mRNA splicing, via spliceosome. Gene Ontology annotation, molecular function: U1 snRNA binding. The record is from RefSeq and is a predicted model, not a curated record. The transcript is spliced from 2 exons.